AUGGACGCAAUUCAAGCCGGCCAGGUGAGGAACGCCGACGUCCUUUCAGCUCAACUGGCGGAUGUUGACGACGAUUGGUGGUUUCUAGCCAUUAACCACGCCGAGUACCUGCUGGCCGACCAAGUCGAGACUGGCGUCACUCUGCAGGAGCUGCAUGGAGGUCGGCUCGGUUCCUUCGAACAAGAGUACUAUAUUAUGAUCAACGAUGUGCCAGGUACCGACGAGGCAGAUCUACAGCGCCAACGCGAGUUCGUUCUUCUCUCACGUUCCGAGCUCAAGGAGUGGCUGGCUCUGUAG
Messenger RNA from Peniophora sp. CBMAI 1063, 297 nucleotides. The record is from the annotation of a GenBank genome assembly. NCBI's taxonomy places the organism in Eukaryota, Fungi, Basidiomycota, Agaricomycetes, Russulales, Peniophoraceae.